This is a messenger RNA of Momordica charantia (bitter melon), 879 nucleotides long. Its product is annotated as peptidyl-prolyl cis-trans isomerase G. The record is from RefSeq and is a predicted model, not a curated record. NCBI's taxonomy places the organism in Eukaryota, Viridiplantae, Streptophyta, Magnoliopsida, Cucurbitales, Cucurbitaceae.
ACGAGUGCUGUACCUCUGAAGUCUGAAGUAACAAAUAAACUGUUUAGCAUUUUCGCAAAAGCUCUGCCUCUGGUAAAUUACAGUAGACGGGUGCGUAUCUUCCUCCGCUUCCUUAAUCAUCAAACAAUCCACAUUCCCUUCUAAAUCUUCGAGAGCGAUUUCGGAUUUUUCAUCAUCGAGAGCCGAGUUUCCAUGAAGCAACCACGAAUUCGCCGCCAAUUUUGAUCAUGAACUUAGGGCUUUAUCAAUUCUCAUACGUCUUUCGAUAUGUACAGUGACAGCCUAUUGGAAAGAUGUCCAGAUCCAUGUUGCUUGUCUUUUUGUUCGUUAUUCUAAUUAUCACUUCUCAGUUCGAGUGGAGGCAACAACUGGUACCUGAGGUUGAGACUGCGGAGAACUCCCAGAAGCAGCAACAAAUAUCAAAGAGGGAAGAAGCAGUGAAGGAGCAGAUCAUAUUGUCACAAGAAAGGAACAUCCAGAGGCUGAAUGAAGUUGUGCGAAGCCUCCGGGAGGAGUUGCAGCAGUGCAAAGGCAGUAACAAAAACAUUACAAAUGGGACAACUCUGAUGAGUUCACAUAUUCUUGAGCUCCAACGCCUUCGUGUAUGAGACGACUGAUACUGAUGCAACCACUCCAUGGCCAAGGUCAACCUCAUCUUUCACCAUACCUAUGUUUGUUUAUAACUGCUGAUCUUUUUUUUUCUCUUUUUUGAGAAAAUGUUUAUAAUUGUUUAUCAUGUUUUUAUUGUUCGUUUUCGUGGUUUAAAAUAUUUGCGCUCACCAUGAAAUUUAAUUAUCCUCCCAGCCUAGCUCUUUCUGCUCCUGGGAGAUGAGGGGUAUGAACUAAUCAAAAUUUAAUCGAAAUCAUGGUUUAUCACAA